Messenger RNA from Trematosphaeria pertusa, 1219 nucleotides. RefSeq lists its product as uncharacterized. Lineage: Eukaryota; Fungi; Ascomycota; Dothideomycetes; Pleosporales; Trematosphaeriaceae. The coding region runs from base 419 to 1039 and encodes 206 amino acids. The record is from RefSeq and is a predicted model, not a curated record. The transcript has a single exon.
UGUACCUCCCAAGUACCACGGCAGCUUAGGCCUACAAGCGACAACACCGGAACACGCACGUCAGAUCUACCAGCACUGGACAUUAGAACAACAAGACCACAGGUUCACCUUCCCACUCUGCCACGGUAGAUGUCAGUGCCACGCCAUGUCUCUCAGCCCAAGGGAUUCGAUAGCGUCGAAACCGAGGACGUGGUUUACCGCCGUUCGAGGCCACAAUCAUGUUUCCGCGAAUGCCAACUGGCAGUCUAGCCGCCGCAUGACCUCCAGCACCAACCCAUGGAACGUUUCACCCUUGCCGUCCCGUACUAUGUACUCCAAUGUUACGGCUCUCGCUCACUGCUUCUGCUUUACUUCUACAUAUCAUGCUGCCGCGCUUUGCUAAUUCGAGGUUACGGCCUUCACUCAACUCUCUUAGCAUAUGGCACGUGUUAGCACUAACGGGUAUCUUCAGAACCGUAGCCGCAACCCCACAUCUCCGCAUUUCAGAAAGGCGUGCUCUACAUCACGUAAUGACGCACAGCCUCGCAUUGGGUUCACGAAUGCAGACCCGGUUUUACUGCCCGACCCAGGCCGACCCUCAUCGAAUAUACCCAAAGUCCUAAUCAACACGCCUAGUAAAUGCCCUGCAUCCAUCGACCAUAGCACCAGUAGUGACGCCGAAUCCAUUCAAUUCAGCGUUCACCGCUUCUAUAGAGAAGCAAGCAGAGUAAUGUCGACGGUCGGCGACGUGGCUGCCGAUCUUGUUGAUAUUCGUCAGCAAUUUUGGGUAGUUCAUGCGGUGCCACCAUCCACGGCAGAGUCCACGAGAACCGGCGAUAAGGCUGCUUUGAUAAUUUUGCCAACCUCAAGGCGAGGUAUAGGGUCCUGGGUGCAAUGGCGGGGCAGGGCAGGUCAUCUGCACAACACCACAGACCAAUUAGUAUCGCAGAGCGACCCUACCCGGCCUUCCAGAACCCUUGAGGAGUCUGCAAAGGCGGAGGAAGGCGUCGACAAGGCGCUCAAUACGAAUUUCGAUAUCCUCACCCAUCGACCGCGAUAACAGCCACCGCACCUUUUCGAUGAUCUCAUAUCUAAUUCGUUGAUCCUAUCUUUUCGCAUUCCCGACUCUCCAGAAGCGCAAUAUGAUUUUCAUCAGAGAAUCCUCGCGAAUCCCCAACCUCCAGUUUGCCAUCAUCUCACCUGCGGUGCAACCCGCGACGCAGCCUGCACGCCUCGCAUC